Molecule: messenger RNA, 1421 nt
Organism: Punica granatum (pomegranate)
Lineage: Eukaryota; Viridiplantae; Streptophyta; Magnoliopsida; Myrtales; Lythraceae
Source: RefSeq, a predicted model, not a curated record
CAAUAAAAGAAUCUCCAACCAAAGCAUAAACAUAAACUCGCUCACCUCCACCCUCCCUUCGGUUCUUGGUCUUGGUCCUCUUUUUUUUUUUUUUUUGCUCAUAAAAAGGUUGGUCUUGGUCUUGUUCAGAUAGAUUGAUAGAUAGAUAGAUAGAUAGAUAGAUUUGUAGUCAGAUCGAGAGAUAAUAAUGGAACUUCAACAUCCCAUCCACAAGCACUCCAUCGUUCUGUAUGAUUUGAACACCGGCGUCCUCCCCUGCUGCCACUGCAGGAACCCUCUGGAGCUUCCCGACCUCCGGUGCAGCAGCUGUAGGUACACCUUAAUCACCUUCUGCCUCGGCUGCGACGAGCCAAUAGCGGGGCCCAUCUACACCUGCAGCAGGGAGUGCCACUUCUUCCUCCACCAAUCCUGUCUCGACAAGUGGCCCGCGGAGAUCCGCCACCCCCUGCACCCGAUCCACCCUCUCUCCCGCCACCUCAAGAGCACCCACAAGGACGUCAGUGAGUUCAAGUGUGACUGCUGCAGCCGGUGGACCCGCCGCUUCGUGUACCAGUGCUCCCGCGGCUGCGACUUCAGGAUCUGCCUCCGCUGUGCCCCGUUGAACCAGGACCCCCCAUUAACCCUCACUGAUGGAAAGCACCAGCUGUUCCUCUUCGAGAACACCACCUUCGAGAAGAAAUGUACAGUUUGCGACCGGACAGACCGCCACACCUCCAUCUUUAUCUGUACCGUCCCGAAAUGCGGCUACGCGGUUCAUUUGACCUGCAGCAACCUUUGCAGUCGUUUCCCCGAAAAGAUCAAGAACGACAGCCACUUUCAUGCCGUUACCCUGACCGAGUUUGUGAAGGAAGAGGGUUGGACUGCGUAUUACUGCGAUGCCUGCGAGCAGACGAGAGAUCCAGCACAUCCCGUGUAUCACUGUGCAGACUGUCACUUUGCUGCUCACGUUGGCUGCGUCCUCUCCGAGGUGCUGCCCACUCUGAUCGAGGAGUAUGAGACUGAGGCCAAGGCCAAAGGUGUAUUUGUAUAUCCAUGGCUAGCGAAGCUUGACGAAGAGAUUGAAAUGCUGUCAGGAAAAGAAGCUGAGCUAAGAUCAAAAUUAGGAGCGGUGAGGUCGAAUUUGGGGACACUCGAGAGUGAACGGUCCGAAUAUAUAUCAUGUUCAAGGCAUAGGUUUGAAAACAAGUACUCAUUUGAUCCGCUAGGCCUGCAACAAGUUACUAUUUGACCUGAGCUCAAAAAUUACAUUGCAAGUGUAGUAUGAGUUGGAGUUGUGAUCUUCUCGGGGAUGGGGAUCUUAUUUUUCAUCUUUAUGUUUUAUCCUUCCAGGCAAUAUAAUAAUUUGUGCAAAGUGAAACAGACUUAAAAGUUCUUCCUUUAUCUUAACCUGGCCAUCAGCAGCUGGCUCAGUCUUGACCUUC